AUGUCUCACUCCGCCCCGUCGCUUCUGCUUCGUAAUCUACACUGUUCAUUGCCAGUGAUUGCUCAGAUCUACAGAGAUGCUGCUGGCGUGGGAACCGGCGUUUUGGAGAAGGACCAGGGAGCUUCGUCUCACUUGUCCCCCCCACUGAGAGUUUUUACUACAGAAGAUGGUGAAGCUGCGGCAGACUUUUUUUGUCGUGAGCUUGGUAUGGGGACCUCUGCGUUGCGUCGCUGGCGCAGCGGUUUGACGGAAGCCGCACGACGACGUUGGUGGGGUGGGGAACAUUCCCUCCCACAACGCGGUGCGUCUCCUGCACUUCCAACUAACGUGCAUGACGUCUUGUUUGUUCAGAGUGCUAUUGAGGAUUUGAAGGCAGUGGUCUCACCAUUUCUCACAUUGGCGACUUUGAGAGGAAGGAGUGGGGUAUGUGGAAGUUCUUUUUUGGCCACGCAGCGUAUACCGCCUGGCAUGUAUCUUCUUAGUUUACCUGUGGAAGCUCUCAUGUUUGCGCAUCCGCCGCCUGCCAGUGAUCCUAUCACGUCCUUUUUUAUGUAUGUAGAGGAAUUGGUGGGACAGUUGGUGGUGGCGGGGGACGAGGUCACAGGGAAGGAUUGGCGCCCCUCCCAUUCAGGUUAUGUGAAUUACCUGAAGAAGUCUGUGAUACCGAGCAACAAUCUACCUUUUUUGGAACGUGAGGAGAUAACGCAGAUAUUAAAAAUGGGCAAGACAACGACUUCCUUGGGGGAGGCGAAGAAUAGUUCCAAGCAGAGUAGCAAGAGCCCUGCACUUGAGUUGUGGGAAUAUUUUCAUGAUGAGAUGCAGGGUUUGCCGUUGAGCUCCUAUUUGCGUCAGCGCUUGUCCAAAGAGGAGUAUGCCUGGUGGGUGAGUUUGGUGCUGUCGCGGCGUGCUGGCGCUGCAACCCUAAUUCCGUUGGUGGAUAAACUCAAUCACGACCCGGAACCGAAUUGUUACUACACAAUGGCAACAGAAGAGAGUUUUUGCGGAAUCGACGUUUUUGACAAUCUUUUGGCUGGUGUUCCUUUUGAUUUGUUGUACGAACCGUUUCUGCAUACCUUUAGCAUUCGCGAGAUACAGGAAGGGGAGGAGCUUACGCUCUGCUACGCGUCUCCUACAAUUCACCCGAAUCCUCAUAGCUCGAAGAGUGGAGGAGGUGGUGGUGGUGGCAUGUCUGUAACCUCUCCAGAAGGUCGAGCUGCGUGGCAGCUGCAGUGGGGUUUUAUUCCGGAGGGAGAUUCCCCGUAUUCUUCUACAGACUUAAAGGAAGUCGCCGCGAUUGUGGCAGAACGUCGGGUAAAUCUUCGGCAUCAUCACUUUCCAUCCGGUGCGUUUGAAGUAAACGCUGGAAAAACACGACAUUAA
This is a messenger RNA of Trypanosoma rangeli, 1380 nucleotides long. RefSeq lists its product as uncharacterized. The record is from RefSeq and is a predicted model, not a curated record. Gene Ontology annotation, molecular function: protein-lysine N-methyltransferase activity; protein binding. The transcript has a single exon. Gene Ontology annotation, biological process: peptidyl-lysine monomethylation. NCBI's taxonomy places the organism in Eukaryota, Euglenozoa, Kinetoplastea, Trypanosomatida, Trypanosomatidae. Bases 1 to 1380 code for a protein of 459 amino acids.